GGCUGAGGGAUUUUCUUGUUCUUGUUUGCGGUGUAUUAUCAGGUCUCCAGCAAAAGGUCGUUUCCCUAGAGCAAGAAAAUGUCGAACUUCGUCAUUACGCUCGAAACCAAAAUGUCCGCCCUAGAGGAAAGAAUUAACAACCUAUCAGUAGAUAACGACAAACCAAAUCAAUACUCUAGGCGUAACUGCUUGAGGGUAUCUGGUAUCGAGGAAGGCCAGGGCGAGUCCACUGACAAAAUCGUUAUUGAUCUAAUCAAAGCCAUUGGAGCUGAUGUUUCACUUGAUCAGAUAGAUCGCACCCACAGGCUUGGCAAACCUAGGACCAUGGGACCCAACCAACCGGCUAACAAACGCCCACGGGAUAUUUUUAUAAAGUUUGUAUCCUACAGGCUUCGCCAACCGGUCUACAAGUCGCGUACAAAACUGAAAAGCGCUGGAUACAAAAUGGUUUUUAUUAAUGAAGAGCUGACCAAACAACGAGCUGAACUUUUCUCCAGAACCCGUCGUUUGUUCAAGGAGGAACUUGUCGAUAGUGUGUGGACCUUCGACGGAGUCAUUUUCAUUAAAGACAAAUCUCAAAAUGUCCAUAGGAUUGAAACACCUGAUGCCUUCGAGUCUUUUAAGACAACGAAAGAACUUAAUUAAAUUACUUUGCUUUGCCGCGCAGUAAACUACGUAGUAUUGCAGUACAGAUUAUAGAUCAAUUUAUAAACAUUUCAUUGAGAUAAAAUUACAUGGUCGAGCGCUCCAAAUUUAUA
This is a messenger RNA of Mya arenaria, 758 nucleotides long. RefSeq lists its product as uncharacterized. Bases 79 to 645 code for a protein of 188 amino acids. The transcript is spliced from 2 exons. The record is from RefSeq and is a predicted model, not a curated record. NCBI's taxonomy places the organism in Eukaryota, Metazoa, Mollusca, Bivalvia, Myida, Myidae.